Aspergillus uvarum CBS 121591 is the source of this 381-nucleotide messenger RNA. RefSeq lists its product as uncharacterized. The annotation marks the transcript as partial. The record is from RefSeq and is a predicted model, not a curated record. The transcript is spliced from 2 exons. NCBI's taxonomy places the organism in Eukaryota, Fungi, Ascomycota, Eurotiomycetes, Eurotiales, Aspergillaceae. Gene Ontology annotation, molecular function: protein dimerization activity; DNA binding.
GAUAACGAGAAGCUACCCAAGGUUCCCAGUUCACCAGAGAAGGUAGUGCGACAGAAACGAGACCGGCGGAAGAAAAGCCUUAUACAUAAGGCCUAUGAGUAUAGCAAGCUGUGCGACGCUGAUAUUUGCCUCGGCAUUCGGAUUCGAGAAUCGGGUCAAGUGACCACAUUCCAGUCUGAUUCCACAGGAUUUUGGUCGGGAUUCUCGUCUCAUUUGGAAACAUAUUAUCCACGGCCGGUACAGAAAACAGACAAGGAUUUUGACAAAACCCCUGCUGGUGAAAGUGCAGAUGAGGAAGACACAAUCAAAACUCAAGAAGACAAGGCGAUGACGAAAGCAGAUAAAAAAUCUUCCAUUUUCGACAAGCACAGUGCUAGAUGA